Molecule: messenger RNA, 1476 nt
Organism: Solenopsis invicta (red fire ant)
Lineage: Eukaryota; Metazoa; Arthropoda; Insecta; Hymenoptera; Formicidae
Gene: Ntmt
Product: N-terminal Xaa-Pro-Lys N-methyltransferase 1
Exons: 4
Coding region: 142-852 (236 amino acids)
Biological process (GO): N-terminal protein amino acid methylation
Cellular component (GO): cytoplasm
Molecular function (GO): N-terminal protein N-methyltransferase activity
Source: RefSeq, a predicted model, not a curated record
GGUCGUGGUGGUCGCUUUGACUUUAUAGCAUGGUGGAAGGUGUUAUACUUCCACCAUGAUUCGGAAUCAUUCGCGAAUUCGCGGUUGCCGACAGUUGCCGAUCAUUGGUUAGUCGCAGAUCGCAAGAUUCGCAGGUUACAAAUGUUACAAUCUGCGAAAAUGCAGGAUCCGCAAUACAUUGCGGAUGCGUGUCAGGGUGAAUUUUAUACUGCCGCCGCGAAAUAUUGGGACCGUAUUCCGCCCACUGUGGAUGGAAUGCUAGGAGGCUUUGGAUUUAUCUCGCAGACUGAUAUAAAGGGCUCUGUACUCUUUCUAAAAUCUCUUUUCGAGUUAGAAAAUCCACCUUCCAAGGCAUUUGCCUUAGACUGCGGUGCUGGUAUUGGUAGAAUUACGAAGAAUUUAUUACUAAGAUUUUUUAAACAUGUAGACCUCGUUGAACAGAACCCGAAAUUUCUCGAAGUAGCCAAAAUUGCCCUGGAAAAUUGUUCGUCGAGAAUCGGCCAAUAUUAUCCUAUUGGAUUACAAAACUUUUGCCCUACGGCAAACAAGUACGAUCUUAUAUGGUGUCAGUGGGUAUUAGGACACUUAGAGGAUGACGAUUUAAUAGAAUUUUUCAGAAAAUGCUCAUUGGGCCUGAAAGACAAUGGGGUGCUUGUGGUGAAAGAAAAUAUCACAACCUCAAAUAACAUGGAAAUUGACAAGGAAGACUCUUCUGUGACGAGACCAAUGAAGAGCUUGCGAUCUUUAUUUGAAAAGGCUAAUCUUAUUUGUAUUAAAGAACAACAGCAGACUAAAUUCCCACGCGGUUUAUAUCCAGUUUAUAUGUUUGCUCUUAGACCAAAAAGUCAGUGAAUUGGUCAAUAAUGUGCAAUUUACAAAUCAAAUCUCCGAUUAUUGUAUGUCCUUAGCUAGGCUUCUUAUUUAAAUUUUUAUUUUCUUAAAUUAUUUUAUAUUGAGUCAUUUAAUUUAUAAUUUGUUUUUGUUUCAUUUUAGAUAGACAAUUUUGUAAGGAAUUCGAAAAGAAAACGUUCACAUCUUAUAAAUAGAAAGAAAAUAAAUAUUAACUCUAUAAAUUCAUUUUUAUAAAAAAAGUAUGCUCAUAAUUACAAUAAAUACACAUUUUGCAGUCGCGCACGAAUUGCACUAUUGCAUUAUUGAGCGAGAUUUUAUGUAAAAAAAGUUAGUUUACUUUGGCCGUAUCUUUUCAUACAUAAAACGUUGAUUUGCAUCUUGAGGGGAAGCAUUUAUGAGUCGCCUUUUCACAGCGUGAAAAUGUUCUAAAGCGAAAUUAUAGAAAUCAUUUUCCAUUUUCCAUACGGGCGAUUGCUGAAUUUUUUCUACCGUUUCAGGCAAUGGAUUGAGUUUCUGUGUAGUUUGUCGUAAAUGUGACUUGUUGUCUAAAACCAAAAGAAAGCACUGAUGUCUUCUGAUAUUGUUUUAACUGUGAUAAUGUAAUAAAGGACAGAUUGUAUAUCU